Prorocentrum cordatum is the source of this 532-nucleotide messenger RNA. The record is from the annotation of a GenBank genome assembly. NCBI's taxonomy places the organism in Eukaryota, Dinophyceae, Prorocentrales, Prorocentraceae.
AGGCGAAGGAAAAGGAGGGGGGAAAGGCCCGAGAAACUGCUGUGGCCCAGAGAGGCGCGGCAUCUUGCGAGAGCGGGCCCGCGUUUUCGCCGCGGGCCCCGCAGCACCGGCCGCUCAUGCCCCCUGCGCUCGACGGUCCCGCAACUUUUCGCGGGCGACUCGCGAUGAGCGACUGCCAGGAGCCGAAGGGGCCCUCAAAGAAGCGCAUCCUGGACCCUGACAGGCGAUGUAAGACGAAUGCGGGCGCGGCCGCAAGAAACCCUCGCAAGGAAGCCAACCCUCAGAACACGUGCAGCAGAUCCUUCAACGGCUGCGGAAAGUCAUCGCGAAGCGCGAGGAGCAAAGGAACCCAGGGUACCCUGACGAAAAGAAGACGGUUUCUCGAUGCGCUCCCCCACUGCAGACCUUCAGGGCCCCCGUGGGUUCCCGAGAACGAACGACGAGCGGCCGCCGGGCCGCAGAGCGGCGGCGGCGGCGGCGGGGCGGUGGAGCGCACGCUUUCGUGGACUCCUCCUCCUCCUCCUCCUCCUCC